Messenger RNA from Diaporthe citri, 1263 nucleotides. RefSeq lists its product as uncharacterized. Gene Ontology annotation, cellular component: proteasome regulatory particle, base subcomplex. Gene Ontology annotation, molecular function: ATP binding; proteasome-activating activity; ATP hydrolysis activity. Gene Ontology annotation, biological process: proteasome-mediated ubiquitin-dependent protein catabolic process. The record is from RefSeq and is a predicted model, not a curated record. Bases 1 to 1263 code for a protein of 420 amino acids. The transcript has 2 exons. NCBI's taxonomy places the organism in Eukaryota, Fungi, Ascomycota, Sordariomycetes, Diaporthales, Diaporthaceae.
AUGGGUGACGUCCUGGUAGAAAACCCGGCCAGCCUUGCAUCCAUCAAAAAGCCGGCGCCGUCGACGAUACCGGCCAUCGAUAACUUCGAGGGGAUUGCCACAGACACCGGUGAUGACUACGCAGAUCUGAAGAAGCUGCAACGGCAACUGGAGUAUAUCCAGCUGCAGGAGGAGUACAUCAAGGAUGAGCAGCGCAGCCUGAAGCGGGAGCUCGUCCGCGCCCAAGAGGAGAUCAAGAGGAUUCAGAGUGUGCCCCUGGUCAUCGGCCAGUUCAUGGAGGCUAUUGACCAGAACACCGGCAUAGUCCAAUCCUCCACCGGCUCUAACUACGUCGUGCGCAUCCUAUCCACCCUCGACCGCGAGCUCCUGAAGCCCUCGUCAUCGGUCGCGCUACACAGGCACUCCAAUGCCCUCGUUGACAUCCUGCCGCCCGAGGCCGACUCCUCCAUCGCCAUGCUUGGCGCUGACGAGAAGCCCGAUGUGACGUACGCAGACGUCGGUGGUCUGGACAUGCAGAAGCAGGAGAUCCGCGAGGCCGUGGAGCUGCCCCUGACGCACUUCGACCUGUACAGGCAGAUUGGUAUUGACCCCCCGCGUGGUGUGCUGCUGUACGGCCCGCCCGGUACAGGAAAGACAAUGUUGGUGAAGGCGGUGGCGAAUAGCACAACCGCCAACUUCAUCCGAGUUGUAGGGUCUGAGUUCGUGCAGAAGUACCUGGGUGAGGGCCCCCGAAUGGUUCGAGACGUGUUCCGGAUGGCGAGAGAGAAUUCGCCCGCCAUCAUCUUCAUCGACGAGAUCGACGCCAUCGCCACGAAGCGAUUUGACGCCCAGACCGGUGCCGACCGUGAGGUGCAGCGUAUCCUGCUUGAGCUGCUGAACCAGAUGGAUGGUUUCGACCAGACCGCCAACGUCAAGGUCAUCAUGGCGACGAACCGUGCCGACACGCUCGACCCUGCACUGUUGCGACCUGGACGUCUGGACCGAAAGAUUGAGUUCCCGUCGCUGCGGGAUCGCCGGGAGAGGCGGCUGAUCUUUACGACCAUCGCCUCCAAGAUGAGUCUUGCGCCCGAGGUGGACCUUGACUCGUUGAUCGUGCGCAAUGACCCCUUGAGUGGCGCUAUCAUUGCGGCCAUCAUGCAGGAGGCAGGCCUGCGGGCUGUGAGGAAGAACAGAUACAACAUCAUCCAGAGCGACUUGGACGACGCGUACUCGAGCCAGGUCAAGGGCACGAGUGACGAGAACAAGUUCGAAUUCUACAAAUAA